ACCAUUUCAUAAGGAAUCCGAUUACACUGGUCGUGAAAGGAACUUUGGUAGAGGGAAAUGCAGAAAUAAAAUGAAUGGAGUUUAACCCAGUCCUGUCCACAAAGGGGCUACACGACUGUCAGUCAUCCGGCUACAAGAGGAGGGCGCCACACUGACAGUUCCUCCGUCCUGCCAAUCAAGCGGCUAGAAAAGGCGGUGGGUGGAGCUACGAUCCGUGUGACUGACAGCUGUGGGCGGAGCUACGAAGUCCGGGCGCUUCGACGUCACCGCGCACAGGAGGAGGACGCCCGGAGCAUGGGUCGGAAGCGGUGCGUGGGAGACUGUUCCAAGAUGGCGGCGGGCUGCUGCGGGGUGAAGAAGCAGAAACUGUCCAGCUCUCCGCCGUCUGGCUCAGGGGGUCCCGGUGGGCCGCACUGCAGCGGGGAGAGCCAGUGCCGCGGGGCGGAGCUGGGCCUGGGAGGCCCCGGGAACGGGCCCAGUGGAAACAGCCGGGUGAACGGCCUGUCUUGUGGUAAUAGCCUAUCGCCGGGCUGUGGGACUCUCUCUCCGGGCUGUGGCUCCAGUUUAAGCCCCGGCUCCCGGAAGAUGGUGGUGUCGGCUGAGAUGUGCUGCUUCUGCUUCGAUGUUCUGUAUAGCCAUCUGUACGGGUACCAGCCGCCCCGCACGCCACGCUUCACCAAUGACCCAUACCCGCUGUUUGUAACAUGGAAGAUUGGACGGGACAAAAGGCUGCGUGGAUGCAUAGGAACCUUUUCUGCCAUGAACCUGCAUUCUGGUCUCAGGGAGUACACACUUACCAGUGCCCUUAAAGAUAGCCGUUUUCCCCCAAUGACGAGGGAUGAGCUGCCACGGCUAUUCUGCUCAGUGUCUCUGCUUACAAAUUUUGAAGAUGUAUGUGAUUACUUGGACUGGGAGGUGGGUGUACAUGGCAUUAGAAUAGAAUUCAUCAAUGAAAAAGGAUCCAAAAGAACCGCCACGUACUUACCGGAGGUUGCAAAGGAGCAAGGUUGGGACCACAUACAAACCAUUGAUUCCUUAUUGAGGAAAGGUGGAUACAAAGCUGCAAUCAGUAAUGACUUCAGGAAAACUAUUAAACUGACCAGAUACCGUAGCGAGAAGAUGACAAUGAGCUAUGCCGAGUACCUUUCCCACCGUCAGCACCACCACUUUCAAAAUGGCAUCGGGCACCCGCUCCCACCAUACAACCAUUAUUCCUGACACUGAGCCGCAUGACCAGUCACUAGACCUCUCAGCAGAACUCUUCCCAGGGGACCUGGCUCCCUCUUGGUCUAGCUAUCUCUAUUACUGUACCAUUUUAUGAUGAUUGUUUCCGUUGUCCUGUUUAGACUUUGCUUUUUAUGGCAAAGCUAACCAGGGCAACGGGUGGGAAGACAUAUUAAGUACCCACAAUGUUUUUUUCCCUAUUUUUUAUUAGAAUUGUUUUGAGCUACUGAGUUUUUUUUGCAGCAUAUACAUUUUUUUUUUUUCUUUUACAUUUACUUCUUACCUUAUUUUACAGUUUGUGUUUGCUAACCUAUAUCCCUACUGAUCAGGGUUUCUCAAUGAAUGUGGAUGGAAGGACGUGUUAAGUAAUGAAGGGUCUGUGAUUGGCAUAAGGAUAGGAGUUCUAUGUGCGUGCUUAGCUAGUUAGUGUCUGGUAAAUAUUAUUAGAUCCAUGUAUUUUUCUUUUUAUCAGUUUAAACUCUUGCACACAACCAUGUCUGCAAACCACGGACCCACAAAAUCCGGAUCACUUCCAUGUGCCCUUUGCGUUUUUCUGGCUAUUCUCAUCUGCCAUGCAGAACAGAUUAGGACAAGUUCUAUAAUUUGUGAAGCGGCCAUGCGGAUCCUCAAAAGAUACGGAUAUGAGUACGACCCCAUAGAAAUUAAUGGGUCUGUCUUCUAUCCACAAAAAAAUGCAGGUGGCACACGAAUGACAAAUAUGGUCGUGUGCAUGAGGCCUUACCCUUUUCCGAGUCGGCUUUUGUUGCUUCACAUGUCUUGGCGUUCCUAUAAUAGGAUGUUUUCUUGGCAUUUCCAUUGAUUUUCAAAAUCAGAUUUCUACCGUUCAGAAUUUCAGGUCAUAGAUUCACUCGCACAUUGGUUGCUUAUUAAGUUAAUGUUGAAUGUUUCCAUUUUUGUGUUUGGCUGUGACCUAGAACUAUAAUGGCAGCACAAGACAUAGAGGCAUAUGAUGGAACGCUGUAUUUGUAUCGGUCAGAUGUUUUCAACCCUACCUCAGAAUUGCCUUGCAGUGUUAGAUAACAUACAUUUACAUGAUUGAUGUGUUUCGCUCUUGCUUUAAUGCACAGUGUUCUACCUAUCUGGUGUAAGUUCCAUCAUCUGUCACAUCUAAAAUAUGCAUCUCUACCUUACAAUCUUUGUGAAUGCCAAGGGGGCUCCAUGCUACUGAAUGCUUCUGUCACUGCUAAGUUGUAUCGAUGGCUACUUUUAAGAAUGGCAACCUGGGUUCAGAUUGGCCCAACUAUGGUAGCAGCGGGCUGUGUCUAGAUAAAAAGGCUACAUGUUUGGUAUCCAAGUUGUAAUAUGACUACCAUUGAGCUGGAGCCAGACUUCCUGCUUAAGGAAAUUACUGGGAGCUUUAAAUUUGGAAGGACUGUGAGCAGGGUGUCUACUCAUUGGCAUGGAAUGUGCUUUUUAUAGAAAUCUAACUUUACUUUUCUCCUGCUCAAGUGCCAUUAGCCUUAUCAUAGCUUUACAGAUCUCUCAAGCACAGAGUUGCUAGACAUUGUCAUCGCAGUGAGCACGGUUGCUGGUGAUGCCUAAUGUUGGAACGGUGGACAUAAGCUCAGCUGGCCGCUUUUGAAAGCAGAAUUUGCAUGCUGGAACCAUUAACUUGUAUAAAGAACAUUGUAGUAGAGUUGAUACUCACAGAGACGUCUAGAUUAGCUUGUGAGAUAUAGUAGCCAGGGUUUUUAACCUCAUUGUCGUCAGAGAGGCUUAUACUGAGACAGCACCAUAAGCCACUCUUGCGGCACUGGUGCUUGACUCUUCAGCGGUUCCUUCAUCCACAUCAUUUGCUUGAAAAUUGGCAAUCCUCACUGCUGCUGACAAGAGUUAGCAUGUAUCCUUUCCCCUUUUGGAUGCCUUAAAUAAUUCAUAUGCUGCCAGCACAUACUGCAGAGUAGAUUUUGGUGUCUGAGCAGCUUCCAAAGUUUGUCAGACCAUUACAUUGUAGGUUCUCUUGGCAACAGGAGAAACCAGGAUUUUUUUUUUCUUUUAUCCCUCCGUAACCCCCCCAUACUCAGGUGUACACAGUAAAAAAUCUUUUUAUUUUUAUAUUUUUUUUUUUUACCCUUUGUAUGAUGCAACAUUGAGGGAGAGUCACAAAGUAGUGUCUCCUACAGAGAGGUUUCUGCUGACAUCCCCUCACCUUAGAUCUUUGUUUUAUACCCAUUAAACAAAGUGAGCACAAGUGAAAUCAUGGUUUUUGCUGCAAAAAAUCUGUUCUUUUACCAAUACUGGCACAGCAAAACUUUUUGAUUUUUGUUGGCGCAGGUUGCAAAUUUUUUUAUUUUUUUUCCAUGAAUGAGCUUUAGAAUUUACUUUCUAUUUUUAAACUCUAUGUAUUUAAAGGUGCUAAUCAUCCUUGCACAAGGUCCCGUGACUGGUCAUGCCAACUCCAAGAUCAUAUCAGAUUUUUUACUAAUACUCGAUAUAUGCAGAUGUUCUACAGAUGUUUCUUACUUGUGUAAUAAUGAGAUAUUGAUGAAAUGCCAAUCCUGCAGGUUUUGAUAGUACAAGGUCAGCAAUACUUCCCAGCAUGGCUUAGGGGAGAUUGAAAAACCACAAAAAAAGGAUUGUUUGUGUGUCCUUUUGUAUACAGCUUAGUGCAAAAAUGCAUCUGUCUCUUAGUAGCUGUUAAUUAUCUUAAAAAAAAUGUCUAAAGAUUGUUAUGCAACUGGGAUGGUGCAAUCUGCAUCAAGAAAUUGAUACUUGAAGCCCAGGUCUACCUAGACUCAAAGUUCAGUUCUAAUGCUGUCAGUCCGAUAUUUCACAUCCCAUCCUUCACAUUGCACAAGCAGGGUGAGAUCUUUUUUGCGGUUUGCCAAAAUCCCCACUGGUUGUUGGUAGUCACCUGAGAUUUAUCCCUGUCUAAAGUUGGCCAUACACCUUAGAUAAAGGAUGGUUGAACAUUCAUCUGGUCAACAAUCUGUUCACAGACAUGGUCAUACACAUUUUGGAUCUUAUUGGCCGGUACAGUUGAUCAUACAUGUUCAAUGAAGUCAGGCGAUGGCCGAAAGAUCUUUCUGGGAACAUUAUUUCAAAGAAAGAUCUUCCAUCCGACUAUCGUAUGAAAAUAUUUUAAACAAAAAUGGUCUGCCAUCACUUGGUUUAAACAUUUUUUUUUUGUUCAAUUUCACCUGACAAACAUUUGUUUUGGUUGAAAUUGUCAGUUUUGAUCAACUUUAGACUAAUAUGUACUGGUACUGUAAUGGGAUUCUGUUGCCGACGACCUCCCUAUCAAACUGUUUGCAUAGACACAUAGCUGAGGUUUACCUGAUUUAAAACUUUUCUUUUGUCGAUGCGAGCCUCCAUUCCCGAGUUAUGAUACUUUUUAAUAUGCCAAUUAGGUCUUUGGUGCGAUGAGAGCGUCACAUUUGCUCUUGUUGCACCCAAGCUCCACCCAUUUCUGUGACCAGCACCUCCAUCGCUGCUUUGCCACUGUCUGGCCCUGUCAAUUAUAGCAGUGAGGAUAUUAAGAAAAAGUAUCAUAACUUGGGAACGGAGCCUCAGAUCCACAAAAGUAAAGCAGCUGUUUAUUCAGGUGAACCACAGCUAAGUGUCUAUGCCAGGGAUGGCCAACCUGAGGCUCUCCAGCUGUUGCAAAACUACAACUUCCAGCAUGCCCAGACUACCUACAGCUAUUAGUCUACAGCAGGGCAUGGUGGGCGUUGUAGUUUUACAACAGCUGGAGAGCCGCAGGUUGGCCAAGCCUGGUCUAUGCAGACAAUUUGAUAUUGAGGUUGCUGGUGACAGACUCCUUUUUAGAAUACAUUUGGGUUAUCUACAGUCACAUCUGAUCCUCUUCUAAUGUGUUUCAUGCCAGUGAAUCCAGCUAUGCAAUUACAUUCACCACUAAACCUUUCUUUUAAUUUUUGAUUUUAUGUAUGUUGCUUUGUUAUUACACUAUAUUUUAGUUUCCUUUUGAAUAUUUUUUAUUUAAAUAAAAAAAAACUCCACAACCAUUAGAUAUUUUAAAAUCACAUUGAACCAUGUAGCUGGAAUAAUAUAGUUUUCAUGUUUUAAUCUAAUCUUGCAGAGAAAGUAUGCAUUUUAAUCUAUGUUCUUGUCAUACGUAUGGAAAACCACAUGUCUACUGUGACUAAUAUUGUUCUCAAACUCCUCUGUCAUGUUUUGUCACCUUUUUUAGUUUUUGGCUGGUCCUGCGGCUGCCAUCUCUGUCUUCACAGUUAUAACUUGUGCUGCUUGCCUAUGAGAUUUAAAUAUGUUUGAUUGCAGAAGACUUCAUACCGAUUUUGCACCAUCUUGAGUUGGUUAUUAAUUGUCCUUCAGUACAAAACUAAGCUGCUAAAGAAAGGCUGCUGUGUUAUGCAAUGAUAAUAGUCCUUUAUACAGUGCAUACAUGAAAAGCACAGACAAAUGCCAGUGUCUGCAACUCCUCCGUAGUUAUUAGGAAGAAUCUGACCCUGAGCAGCACGACUACAGAUGCACCUCUCACUUGUAUAACACUCUACUUAGUGCUCGUCUUCAAUUGUGCAGGUUUCUUAAAAAUUAACAAAUAGUAAAUCUGUCUGAGAUAGAUUUCAUCUCUUGUAUGUUAGACCAAACCAAAGAAACCUCUGGCCAUACUUUAAAUGCUGCUCCUUAAAGCCUUUUCGUUCUAUCAAACAAUCCUGCAGGAUUAUAAUGUGUUUGUUUUUUUUUUGUACAGUUUCUAACAGAUUUUUUUUUUUCUAGUGAUGUUUAAGUGAAUCAAGUUUAUUUGAGGAGACUGGAAAAAUGCAUUCUCUGUAUAAAUAAACUGAUAACUUUUUUUUUUCCCUGUUCAUUCUUUUGUCUAAGGAGCCCUUCAUGUGUGCCUCUGAGAAUUAAAGGGUUCCAUGUUACAUUCAUUCUUAAGACCAGCAAAGAUUCUUUCUAUAAGAAGAUUCUUUAUUUUUUUUCAUUUUUUUUUUUCUUUUCCUUUUUAUAUUACUGUUCCGGGAAAAAAAAAAAGGUUAAAAAAUUAUAUAUAUAUAUAAAUAUAAACACUUUGCGCUGGACCCAGUAACUAAGCUGGUUGAAAAACGCACUGAGAAAAUGAACUUAUGUUUGAAACUUUUGUAUAAAACAUACAAUGACUGUUUUUGUAUAUCAAAGUUGAUUCUUUUUUCAGAAAUUUUUUGGGAUCUAGUUUCUAAGUUUAGUGUUUUUAUAUGUUACAGAAGAAAUUGCUUUGACUACAUCACCAGCUUGAUGUCAAUGCAUUGGUGAUCACCUUCACAGCUCAAGAUCCUCGGAAUGCAUUGUAGAGCAAUGUCUUGUGGGCUUCUUCAGCUACGAAGGACCUAUAUAAAAUGGGCCACGUGGCUGCCUGGCGUAGCUGCGCCCCAGUAAUUUCUCUACUUAUUAACUUGAUUACAAAUUACAAUAAUGACAGAGUACAUGCCCCUCUCCUUUCCAUUAUACUAGAUCCUUCCCUCCACAUAUAGUUGAUAUUAGUGUGAAACUGUUAUAAUGGGCAUUUUAUUACGAUAGGUAAGGUUAAAAAAAAGGUAAAAAUGGAGAAAAAGGCAAAAAAAAAAAAAUCUAUAUAUAGAAGGUUAUUUGUGGGUCUGUGAGCUAUGGCUGUGGAAAGAUAUUGUAGUAGUUUUAACACUAUUGUUACCUUUUAAAUUACCCAAAUAAAAUAUGGAAAAAGACUGUCA
Molecule: messenger RNA, 6893 nt
Organism: Bufo gargarizans (Asiatic toad)
Lineage: Eukaryota; Metazoa; Chordata; Amphibia; Anura; Bufonidae
Gene: AMMECR1
Product: AMMECR nuclear protein 1
Exons: 7
Coding region: 295-1218 (307 amino acids)
Cellular component (GO): nucleus
Source: RefSeq, a predicted model, not a curated record